Felis catus (domestic cat) is the source of this 2604-nucleotide messenger RNA. It is a transcript of the gene B4GALNT2, whose product is annotated as beta-1,4-N-acetyl-galactosaminyltransferase 2. The transcript has 11 exons. Gene Ontology annotation, biological process: UDP-N-acetylgalactosamine metabolic process; UDP-N-acetylglucosamine metabolic process. Gene Ontology annotation, cellular component: Golgi membrane. Gene Ontology annotation, molecular function: hexosyltransferase activity. The record is from RefSeq and is a predicted model, not a curated record. Bases 1 to 1560 code for a protein of 519 amino acids. NCBI's taxonomy places the organism in Eukaryota, Metazoa, Chordata, Mammalia, Carnivora, Felidae.
AUGUACUUUGGUACGAAUUCGGCGGAAGUGAACAUAGAAAAAGAGAUUCUAACACAACUUGUUCUCUCGUGUGCCUACAGGUGUGAAUUUCUACGGCUCCUCAAGAUUUCAGUGUUUCUCUUAGGCCUUGGCACUACUGGGUUUCUGUGCCUAAGUGUGGGGCUCAGUAGGCUCACACCGGAGCUCCCUCCUUCUGCUGUGGCUGACCAGCCGCCGAAGCUUCUACCUGAGGAACGUCUCCGGAACCUCUUUACCUACGAUGGAAUCUGGCUGUUCCCGAAAAACCAGUGCAAAUGUGAAGCCCCCAAAGGGCAGGGAGGCUAUAACUUCCAGGAUGCCUAUGGCCAGAGUGAACUCCCUGCGGUGAAAGCGAGGAGGCGGGCUGAAUUCGAACACUUCCAGAGGAGAGAAAGGUUGCCCCGUUCACCGCCGCUGCUGGCUCAGCCCAACCUCCCCUUUGGGUACCCGGUCCAUGGGGUAGAGGUGAUGCCCCUGCACACGGUUCCCCUCCCAGGCCUUCAGUUUGAAGGACAAGACGCCCCCUUCUAUAAGGUCACGCUGACAGCGUCUCUGGGGACCCUGAACACCCUUGCUGACGUCCCGGACAGUGUGGUGCAGGGCAGAGGCCAGAGGCAGCUGACCGUUUCGACCAGUAACCGGCAGCUUUUGAAUUUCGUCCUCCAGCACCUGACAUACACCAGCACAGUGUAUCAGCACCCCAGGGUGGAUGUGGUGAGUCUGGAGUCCAAGUCCUCAGUCGCCAGAUUUCCAGUGACCAUCCGCCAUCCUGUCAUGCCCAGGUUGUAUGACCCCGGACCAGAGAGGAAGCUCAGAGACCUGGUGACCAUCGCCACCAAAACUUUCCUCCGUCCCCACAAGCUCAUGACCAUGCUCCGGAGCAUUCGGGAGUUCUACCCAGACUUGACCGUGAUCGUGGCCGAUGACAGCAAGGAGCCCCUGAAGAUUAACGACGACCAUGUGGAGUAUUACACCAUGCCCUUUGGGAAGGGCUGGUUCGCCGGUAGGAACCUGGCCAUCUCUCAGGUCGCCACCAAAUACGUUCUCUGGGUGGAUGAUGAUUUUCUCUUCAACGACAAGACCAAGAUUGAGGUGCUGGUGGAUGUCCUAGAGAAAACGGAACUGGACGUGGUAGGUGGCAGUGUGCUCGGGAACGUGUUCCAGUUUAAGCUGUUGCUGGAGCGGAGUCAGAAUGGGGACUGUCUUCACCGGAGGCCAGGCUCUUUCGGACCCCUGGAUGGCUUCCCCCGCUGUGUGGUGACCAGCGGCGUGGUCAACUUCUUCCUGGCCCACACAGAGCGACUGCAGAGAGUUGGCUUCGACCCCCGCCUGCGGCGAGUGGCUCACUCAGAGUUCUUUAUUGAUGGGCUCGGGAGCUUGCUUGUGGGGUCGUGCCCAGAAGUGAUCAUAGGUCACCAGGCCCGUUCUCCAGCGGCGGACCUGGAGAAGAUGUACAGCACGUUCCGGACCAACACCCACAACCAGAUCCAGUUCAAGCUGGCUCUCCAUUACUUCAAGAACCAUCUCCGGUGCUCCACCUAAAGGUGCCCGGGCAUCAGGAAUGCUCUAGACGUACCCGUCGUGGGACCCACAACAGCGGGACUGGUGCUGGGGAUACCCAAGUAUAGACUCCUGAGAAGACGGAUGUUGGAAAGAAUAAGCCAGCGGGUGGGGCAGAUGGGUCAGGCUCAGGGACGAGAAAUGCCCGUCAGAGCCUAAGGGUCGUUAGAAAGGGACCAACCCCCGAUAGGGGCAAUAGAGGCGUUAUCAACAACAGUCAUUAUUAGUCUGUAGGACCCGUUACCAGUUAGGGACACACAGCAUCUCUCAUCGUCUCAUUUGACCUCACGCAAAAGAGUCCAUGGUGGGUUGUAUCCUUGGUCGAAAGAGUGGCUGCUGGGGUUUUGAGGGUUAUUCGGUAGCAGUUAUAUCAUGGUCAGUGGCACCGCUUCCGGCAUCCACAAAUGUUUGUUUGUUGUCACCCUGGGGGCUCCGAUAAUGUGAAUGACGCAGGGUCCUUGCCUUCAGGAGGCUGCAGCCUGGUCCAGUCGAGUCCGCUAAGCGGAAUCGUCAGCCAGGUUCGGAGAAGCGGAGGAGGAAGGGUGACCAGUGCCCGGGCAGCUGAGGAAGGUUCUGUGAAGUGAGCUUGUCGGGAGGCUGGAAGCCAAGGGGAUUCAGGCAGCAGAGAGAGGGGCGGGGACAGCGCUGGAGUCCACCGUCCGCCAGAGCAAAGGUUUCCCUGGCAUCAGACUCACCACCGCAAGGAGGACACGUUUCCAGAACGCCAGGGAUUGAACUCCGACCCCGUGCGAAGCAAGGUGCCGUGGUAAACAAAGUGCGAUGGCAUUUCCGGGAACUGGACACCAACUGCUGACCACUCAAGUCCCUGGUCGUCUGCAGAGAGGAGCCAUCACAUGUUGUUGAGGAAGGCUUUUACUGUUAUCUCAGGAGUCAGCAGAUUCCCCAAGUGCUGUAUUAGCCCUGCCGUUGGGGUUUCCACUCUUUCCUGCGGAAGAUCGUCUAGGGGAGUUCAGGAUUUCUGAAAACGGGGCUGUGGGCUGGGAAUAAAACGUCACGAAAAACGUU